This is a messenger RNA of Apus apus (common swift), 2184 nucleotides long. RefSeq names its product DnaJ heat shock protein family (Hsp40) member C2 (gene DNAJC2). Gene Ontology annotation, cellular component: cytosol. The transcript has 18 exons. Bases 104 to 2134 code for a protein of 676 amino acids. Gene Ontology annotation, biological process: regulation of translational fidelity; 'de novo' cotranslational protein folding. Gene Ontology annotation, molecular function: ribosome binding; Hsp70 protein binding. NCBI's taxonomy places the organism in Eukaryota, Metazoa, Chordata, Aves, Apodiformes, Apodidae. The record is from RefSeq and is a predicted model, not a curated record.
CGCUCGGCGGGCGCCUCCGCGCGCCGGCCCCGGGCAACCGGCCAGGCGAGGCGAGCGGCCCCGGUGCCAGGCCCGGCCCCCCGGUGCCAGCCCCGGCCCGGCCAUGCUGCGCGGGGCGCGGCACGGGCAGCUCACCGCCGUCUGCAGGGCGCUGGCGGGCGCAUCAGUACUCUGUCAAGUGGAACCUGUGGGAAGAUGGUUUGAAGCGUUUAUUAAGAGGAGAAACAUAAAUGUUUCUGCCUCUUUCCAGGAGCUGGAAGAUGAGAAGGAACUUUCUGAAGAGUCAGGGGAUGAAGAAUUGCAGCUUGAAGAAUUUCCUAUGUUAAAAACCCUUGAUCCAAAGGACUGGAAGAAUCAAGACCAUUAUGCAGUUCUUGGCCUAGGAAAUACACGAUACAGGGCUACUCAGAAGCAAAUCAAAGCAGCUCACAAAUCCAUGGUUUUGAAACAUCACCCAGACAAGCGAAAAGCUGCAGGGGAACAGAUUGGAGAAGGUGAUAAUGAUUAUUUUACCUGCAUAACUAAAGCUUAUGAAAUACUGUCUGAUCCUGUGAAACGACGAGCAUUUAACAGCAUAGAUCCUACUUUUGAUAAUUCUGUACCUUCCAAAAGUGAAGCAAAAGAGAACUUCUUUGAAGUUUUUUCACCAGUUUUUGAAAGAAACGCCAGGUGGUCAAAUAAGAAAAAUGUUCCUAAACUUGGGGACAUGAACUCAUCAUUUGAAGAGGUAGAUGCAUUCUAUUCAUUUUGGUAUAAUUUUGAUUCCUGGAGAGAGUUUUCCUAUUUAGAUGAAGAGGAAAAAGAAAAAGCAGAAUGUCGAGAUGAAAGGAGGUGGAUUGAAAAGCAGAACAGAGCUGCCAGAGCAUUGAGAAAAAAAGAAGAAAUGAACAGAAUUAGGACACUUGUUGAUAACGCAUACAGCUGUGACCCCAGGAUAAAGAAAUUUAAGGAGGAGGAAAAGGCAAAGAAGGAAGCAGAAAAGAAAGCAAAGGUAGAAGCAAAACGAAAAGAACAGGAGGCAAAAGAAAAACAAAGACAAGCAGAAUUGGAAGCAGCACGGUUAGCAAAAGAAAAGGAGGAAGAAGAAGUUAGGCAACAAGCAUUAGUAGCAAAAAAGGAAAAAGAGAUACAGAAAAAAGCAAUCAAGAAAGAAAGGCAAAAACUGAGAACAACAUGCAAGAACUGGAAUUACUUUUCUGAUAAUGAGGCAGAUUGUGUUAAAAUGAUGGAGGAGGUGGAAAAGCUUUGUGAUCGUCUUGAGCUAGCAAGUCUGCAAUGCUUGAAUGAAGCACUUACAUCCACAACAAGGGAAGGAGGAAAGGCGGCUGUAGUAAAACAGAUAGAAGAAAUAAAUGAACAAAUAAGGCGAGAGAAAGAAGAGGCAGAAGCUCGCAUGCGUCAAGCAACAAAGAGUUCAGAGAAGUCAAGCACUGGUGGUGGAGGGGGAAGCAAAAAUUGGCCAGAAGAUGAUUUACAGUUGUUAAUAAAAGCUGUGAACCUCUUCCCAGCAGGGACUAACUCAAGGAUUCACAGAUUUGAAGUCUCCAUUACAAGAUUUGGAUGCUUAAUUUUAGAAAAAACAAGCUGUUAUCCUCUGUAUGGAGAUGAUACCAGUACCUGUUUCUGCACUGCAGCUCAGUCAAGAGUACUCAUUGACAACAAAGGCCUAGAUACGAUCCUCCUGUCUGACCAGGUGUGGGAAGUUAUUGCCAAUUACAUGAACUUGCACUCUACUACUGGAAUAAAACGAACAGCAAAAGAUGUCAUCAAUAAAGCAAAGAGCCUCCAAAAGCUUGACCCUCACCAAAAAGAUGAUAUAAACAAGAAAGCAUUUGACAAAUUUAAAAAAGAACAUGGUGUGGUGCCUCAGAUGGACAGUGCUGCCCCCUCGGAACGAUUUGAAGGAUCACCUUUAGAUUCGUCCCCUUGGACUACAGAAGAACAAAAGCUUUUAGAACAAGCACUGAAGACUUACCCAGUAAAUACUCCAGAAAGAUGGGAGAAAAUAGCAGCAGCUGUUCCAGGCCGGUCAAAAAAAGACUGCAUGAAACGAUACAAGGAACUCGUUGAAAUGGUCAAGGCAAAGAAAGCUGCUCAAGAACAAGUGAUGAAUGCUACUAAAGUCAAGAAAUGACUCUUACUGACAAUCUUUUGUUUUAUAAUAAAAAUGCAAAUACUGUACAA